UACACGCUGACCAAUAGGAUCAAGCGCUGUUAUCGGCAGAAAAAAAAAAUCCCUACUGUCGCCAUGAUACAGCAGCGGAAACGGGUGCGAAGUAGCUAGAAAACAAAAGAGAACACGCAGUCGUCCUCGCGAUUUGGUAUGCUCUUGCAGUGUUAUAGGAAUGCCCAAGGAAAAAUAUGACCCGCCGGAUCCCAGGCGGAUGUAUACAAUUAUGUCUAGCGAAGAAGCAGCCAACGGGAAGAAAUCAUACUGGGCCGAGCUGGAAAUCAGCGGCCGAGUAAGGAGUCUCAGCACAGCCCUGUGGUCUCUCACCCACCUCACUGCCCUGCACAUCAGUGACAACUCAUUGUCACGCAUCCCGCCAGACAUUGCCAAACUACACAACCUAGUGUACCUGGAUCUCUCAUCCAAUAAGAUCAGGACCCUGCCGGCAGAGCUCGGCAACAUGGUGUCUCUCAGGGAACUGCUUUUAAAUAACAACCAGUUGCGGGUUCUGCCAUUUGAAUUGGGGAAACUGUUUCAGUUACAAACACUGGGGUUGAAAGGAAACCCACUUGCACAAGAAAUUAUGAGCCUCUACCAGGAACCUGAUGGCACGCGGAGACUGCUCAACUACUUGUUAGACAAUCUGGCAGGGGCUAUCAAGCGCAUACCAACAGAGCAGCCCCCAGCACGGUCGUGGAUCUCACUACAGGAACCAGACCGAACACGGGCCUCAGCACUGUUCUCUGUUAUGUGCUACAAUGUGCUGUGUGAUAAAUACGCCACACGACAGCUAUAUGGCUACUGCCCCUCUUGGGCUUUAAACUGGGAGUACAGGAAGAAAUCCAUCAUGCAGGAGAUAAUGGGCUGCAAUGCAGACAUCAUCAGUUUGCAGGAAGUUGAGACAGAGCAGUACUACAAUUUUUUCUUGCCUGAGCUGAAGGAGCAGGGAUACGACGGGUUCUUCAGUCCAAAGUCACGAGCCAGGACUAUGUCCGAGUCGGACCGUAAACAUGUGGACGGUUGUGCAGUUUUCUACAGGACGGAAAAGUUCAGUGCAGUGCAGAAGCACACAGUGGAGUUCAACCAGCUGGCCAUGGCUAACUCCGAGGGCUCAGAGGCUAUGCUGAACAGGGUGAUGACCAAGGACAACAUUGGGGUAGCUGUACUGCUUGAGGUUCGCAAAGAGAUGAUGGAGGCCUCAUCUGGAAAGUCACUCCAUGGCAUGGAGAAGCAGCUGCUCCUGGUAGCCAAUGCCCACAUGCACUGGGACCCAGAGUACUCUGAUGUCAAGCUGGUCCAGACCAUGAUGUUCCUGUCAGAGGUGAAGAACAUAGUGGACAAGGCCACACGCAGCCUCAAGUUGUCCUCUGUCUCUGGUGAGACCAAUGCCAUUCCACUGGUGCUGUGUGCUGACCUCAACUCCUUGCCUGACUCUGGCGUAGUGGAGUACCUGAGUACUGGUGGGGUGGACUGCACCCACAAAGACUUCAAGGAGCUUCGUUAUAGCGACAGCCUGACCAAAUUCAACUGCAACGGCAAGAGCAGCACGUCCAACGGCAGGAUCACCCACGCCUUCAAGCUGAAGAGCGCUUACGAGAACGGCCUGAUGCCUUACACCAACUACACCUUUGACUUCAAGGGUGUCAUCGACUAUAUUUUCUACUCUAAGCCUCACCUGAACGUGCUGGGUAUCUUGGGCCCUCUGGACCCCCACUGGCUUGUAGAGAACAAUGUCAGUGGCUGCCCACAUCCCCACAUCCCCUCUGACCACUUCUCCCUCUUCGGCCAGCUGGAGCUGCUCCUGCCCAACUUGCCCCCACAGGUCAAUGGGCUCCAUCUGCCUGCACGCAGGUAGUGAGUCCCUGCCACGCCACCAGGGGGAGUUGCAACCACAGCCUCGCCCUUUCAAACCCUCCUCCCUCCCACUACCAGCUCUUCCCUCCACCAUACCGGAGGAGGAAGACAAAUACACAACCUGUAAAAUAUUCGUACAGUGAGGUCUGGCCGACAGGGAUUUCGUAUGUUAUAGAUAUUCUAUAUUUUUCUUUCUCCGUUUUUCUUUUUUGUUAUUUUUUUAACUGCUCGAUUCAGUCCUGUUCAUGUAUCAUAUUUUGUGUUUUGGACACCCUUCCCUCUUCAAAUCCACCCACCCAACCACUUUGCUUCUGUCUUUCAAACUAGAGGGGAUGGUAGCUCAUUUAGAUCUCACACAUUUGGUUUUAGAACAAGGAGAAACUGAGAAAUGGCUGAGGGGACGACAUUCACCUUAAAAGCUCCAUAGCUGAUGGUCUGCCUGUCUGUCUGUCCUGUAUAAAUCUGAAACCAGCAAAGACAGCAGACUUGUCAGUCUCAGACAUCCAUCAUUGGCUUGUGCUUGUUUGCCUCUGUAGCCAGCUUACUUUCUCAGUCUUUCUAGGAUGCACACUUUUGUUGAGUCAGGUGUUGUUGGGUUAGAGCAGCUUUUCGCUAGUAGUUGAGCGUCCCUGGAGGUGGAUGUAACACAGCUCAUAUGUUAGAUUUCCUGCUGUCACUCUGUGGUGCUGAGGCCUUUUGUGUGGUCCUGGCCUCCCGUGGUGCUACAAGAUAGUCUACACCUCUGACCCCGGCCCUGGUGCAUUUGCUACCAAACCCACAGAUGCCUCAAGAACCAGAUGUCCGAGAACUACAUUUGCCCAAUUUCACAUGGGCUGUAUGUAGUGUUAAUUUGGGAGGGAAGGAUAUGGUGAGAAACUGAUAGCAGCUACCAUCCUGUUUGCAGACUGUUUGACCCCAGCUUUUGUAGUUGUUAGGCUAGUCUUGUGCUUAGGAGUUCAUGAGGUCCCCAUUUAUGGGCAUGGAUUUAGGCUGAUGGGCAAAGUGAUAUGGGGCCUUCACAAAUCGUUUUUUUAUUUUGAUUGCUUUAAGGCAGAGAGAACGAGUAAUUGCUGAUACACAGGAGUAAAACCAGCAUUCCUCUCACUGUCUGGAGUUGCCAUCCAACUCCACACAUGCAAGCUUGCUCACACGACACACACGACACACACGACACACACGACACACACGACACACACGACACACACGACACACACGACACACACGACACACACGACACACACGACACACACGACACACACGACACACACGACACACACGACACAGGUAAUUUGCAAGCAGAUCUGUAGCACUGUCUCCGAGGCCAGUAGUGACUUUCCCCAGCCAUAAAUUCCAUACACAAAAGCAGUGGUUUUUUUCACAAGUGUUUGUACAGAAUAGAAAUCUAGACUCAGUCUUUACAUGAUUGUAUAUGAACCACAAAAGACCGGUUUUCUGGCGUUUUUUGUACUAGAGUAAAUUAUGAUCAGAUUUGAAAAAAAGAUUGUAUUGUAAACUAUGGCUAAAUUUUUAUCCAGUUAAUGUUGAGAUGAAUUGAUAUUACCAGCUUGUACAAAAGACGUAAGAAGAGGUUGUUCAAGGCGUUCACUGUCACUACUUUGCACUCCCUAGAGAUUACCUGUAAUUAAUGUAUCAGUUUUAUUUUUAACCCCCCUGUUUUGU
Messenger RNA from Perca flavescens (yellow perch), 3519 nucleotides. Its product is annotated as CCR4-NOT transcription complex subunit 6. Gene Ontology annotation, molecular function: 3'-5'-RNA exonuclease activity; protein binding. The transcript is spliced from 12 exons. Lineage: Eukaryota; Metazoa; Chordata; Actinopteri; Perciformes; Percidae. The record is from RefSeq and is a predicted model, not a curated record. Bases 161 to 1840 code for a protein of 559 amino acids.